AUGGCUCCUCAACUGCACCAACGACCUCCUUUCCGCGCGGAGCACCUGGGUUCGCUCCUGCGUCCACAGAACCUUUUGGAUGUCAAGAUCGCCUCAGAGGCCGGUAAGGUCUCCGAGACCGAGCUUGCCGCCAUCGAGGACAAGGAAAUUACCGAUAUUAUUAAGACCCAGCUGGAGCUUGGCUACCCGGCCGCUUCGGAUGGUGAAUACCGUCGUCACAUGUUCUGGGGUACUUUCUUCCCCGGUCUGGAUGGCUUUGAGGAAGUCACUGAGUUCGAGACCGACAUCUUCCGCACAUACGCCCCCGAUAUCGCUGCAUUCCUGGAGGCUGGCCACAAGCCCGGCGAGACUGUUCUCUGCACAGGCAAGAUCAAGCACGUUGGCAGCACAUACGUCGACCAAUUCAAGUAUCUUGCUAGCCAGGUGCCCGCGGACCAAGUCAAGAACCUGAAGAUCACCCUUGCCGCACCCAACUGGUACCACCUGCGUUACCGUGAGGGUAGCGCAUACCCCAAGGAUGUGUACAGCUCCGAUGAAGAGUACUUCGGAGACAUCGCCAAGGCCUACCAGGCCGAACUUAAGAUUCUGUACGAAGCCGGUUGCCGCAACGUGCAGUACGACGACCCUAACCUGGCUUACUUCUGUUCCGAGAAGUUCCUGAGUGGCUUCAAGGAGGACCCCUUGAACGUUUACACCGCCGAUGACAUGUUCGAGAAGUACAUAAAGCUGUACAACGACUGCUUCAUCGGUCUGCCCGAGGAUAUGCACAUCGGUGUUCACCUGUGCCGCGGUAACUUCGUCGGCAGCCGUCACUUCUCCGAGGGUGGUUACGACCGCAUUGCUAUCAAGCUGUUCCAGGAACUGAACGUCCACACCUACUACCUUGAGUACGACACCGAGCGUGCCGGUGGCUUCGAGCCCCUUAAGCAUCUGCCCACCCACAAGAACGUCAUUCUCGGCGUCGUCACCUCCAAGUUCGCCACCAUGGAAGAUAAGGAGGAGAUGAAGAAGCGCGUUGUCGAUGCUGCCAAGAUCAUCGCUGAGGGUAACAACAUCCCCCUCGAGAAGGCUCUCAACCAGGUUGGUGUCAGCCCACAGUGUGGAUUUGCCUCUCAUCGUGAGGGUAACGCCAUUGACUGGGAUGGCAUGAUCAACAAACUUAAGCUGGUCCGUGAGAUCGCCAAUGACGUCUGGCCCGGUCAGCUGUAA
Molecule: messenger RNA, 1209 nt
Organism: Penicillium angulare
Lineage: Eukaryota; Fungi; Ascomycota; Eurotiomycetes; Eurotiales; Aspergillaceae
Product: cobalamin-independent methionine synthase II family protein
Exons: 3
Coding region: 1-1209 (402 amino acids)
Molecular function (GO): 5-methyltetrahydropteroyltriglutamate-homocysteine S-methyltransferase activity; zinc ion binding
Source: RefSeq, a predicted model, not a curated record